Molecule: messenger RNA, 2592 nt
Organism: Penicillium olsonii
Lineage: Eukaryota; Fungi; Ascomycota; Eurotiomycetes; Eurotiales; Aspergillaceae
Source: the annotation of a GenBank genome assembly
AUGCUGACGGCCUGCAAAGCCCGAGCUCACUCCCAGGGCAGCGUUGUGUCCCAGACGACCCAGAUUGCUCCCCACAGCCGACCAGGUACGGCUGAUCCAGUGCGAGCCCGCUCUGAAGCUGUCUCCAGGGCCAGCCGCCGUCCCCGGUCGAGAGGUUCCACGGCGAGCAUUCACUCGAGUACGACCCAGCAGACGCAAGACCAACACCUCGACGGGUUUCCCCAAUUCAUACCCUCGCAGGUCGCCGCUGGUUCGCAUAUGUUCAACAACCCGGAAGAUAUGCUCAUGCGAUUCGGACACCAGCUCUCCAACCACCCGGGCGCGACGGGCAUGGACGGAGCUAUGCAAGAUACCCACGCGGUCAUGCCGCGCGCCGAAGACUUUCACCCUCACCCGAUGCACGGCCAUACCCUCUCACACCAUUCCAUGCCCCCCGAGAUGCCAAGCGGGAUGCCCAACGUUCCCGCGUCGUACCAGCAGAUGUAUGACAGUGGCGUGGAGAACCAACUCCCCGAACACCUCGUGGAGGAGCCCGAGAUUCCAGAAGUGGGCGGGAAGAAGAAGAGGGGAGCAAGCUCAACGGUCGCCAACGACAAUGAAUUACGGAAGCUGCUUCGUCAGUAUGAAGGGUGGAAUCUGAAGCAGAUGGCUGCAGAGGUCAUGAAACAUGAAGGGGGAGGUGGAAAGGCAGAAAAAGUCAAACAGGUGUUCGCCAUGAUCUGGUUGAGGGAGAACUGUCGCAAAAGCAGUGGAUCCGUCCGUCGUGAUCGUGUUUAUUGUUGCUAUGCAGAGAAUUGUGGCACUGAGCGAGUUUCCGUCUUGAACCCGGCGUCCUUUGGAAAGCUGGUUCGAAUCAUCUUCCCUAACGUUCAGACUCGGCGACUCGGGGUUCGAGGCGAGUCAAAGUACCAUUACGUGGACUUGUCCGUCAUCGAGGAAAAGCAACAGAAGAUCGCACCCAUGCCCCAAGUUCCCCGUGCUUCCAUUGGCCCGGCCUCUAUGCCCUCGAGACCUGCAAGUGCCAUGCGUUCCCGAAGUGCUAGUGUCCAACAACCAACAGCUGAUACCGCCGUCUUCCCCUCGCCUACUACCUCAUUCGCUCCCCGCUUCCCCAACAACUCCAUCCCGGCAGACUGCAAUUGCCAGGGCCACGGCGCAUCUGCCCCCGAUGAAACGAUCACCCGCGAGAACGUGGCCCAGCAGGCUGGGAAGAUGAUCCACCAGAUGCUCCAAUUCCCACUCGACGAGAACACUGUUGUCGAUAACGAAGCUCUCCAACUCCCCGAUAUUCGCACCUACCUGCCCGCAAACACUGACCUGAAGGUCGCUGCAGCUCUUGCUGCACUAUAUCGUUCCCACUGUAUUUCAGUCAUCGACAGCUUCCGCUACUGCAAAGAACGUAACCUGAUGAAAUACUUCUCUGCGUUCCAUGGAACAUUGACUGUUCCUGUUCAAAAACUCUUGACUCAUCCUAACCUCGCUCCCUGGAUAAAGGAAUGUGACUGGAUGAUGUAUCAAAAGAUGAUCGCAUUCGUGGCCCCUCUUACAACCCAGGUUGUGCCGAAGCCCGUGUUGGACGCAUUCAUGUCCAUUUCCCAACGGCUCUGCGGGCACAUUACCGAAACCUUCAAGACCCAACCUACUCAUGUCUCCCUGGCUCGCCUCAUCCCCGCUCACAUUUUCUGCAACCUCCUCAAGCACAUGCUUGAUGUCAAUCAAGCCGCCAAUGCCGCCGCCGCUUGGCUCUGCCACCCUGACAACCGAAACCAGAUGUGGGUCGACUUUAAGACCAUGGUCGAUCCUCAGGAGAUGAUGACCAAAGCCAACAUCCCCACCUGUGCCGAAGCAGCGACAGAGCAGAUUCUAAAACACGACAUUCGUGCCCUUCUCACGCCGUUGACGGAUGCUGAUCCUUCAGCCUGUCUCCCCUUCUUCACCCGUCCAGAUAACCCCGAGUCUGUCGAGGCCCACCGGUUCCCAGUGGAAAGUGCGCCUGGUGAUGAGUAUAACUUCCCCGACAAAUGGGUACAGUUCAUCCUGAACAUCCCCGCUGCCUUUGGAAGCCAUCGCUCGCAAUGUGUCAUUGAAAAGGUGGAUGCACUGUGGGACAGUGUCCUGCACCGCCUGACUCUGGGUGGAGCCCAAAGCUUCAGCGCAUGGUGGAUGACCAAGGUCUUCUUCCAUGAGAUGAUGGUUUGGCAAGCCGAGAAAGGCGGAUUCAUGCGCAACACCCCUGGCUCAUUGCAAAGCGCUACCUUUGGACCCGAGUCAGUGGGCAACUUUCAGAUGAAACAAGACUCCGCUGCCGAGCCCUCCCCGUUUGAAGCCCCCAACGAUUCCCAAAAAACCAGUCGCACACCUUCAGUCCCUCAAACAAGUCACCAGACGCAGCCUGGCACACAUCACCAGGAUUUCAAGAACCCUCACAACGAGAAGCGCCUCUCUCUUCAAGACCCAGCUUUCCAAGGUCACAAUAAUGAUGACAGCGCGAUCGAUCUUGAAGACGACACUAUGCUGCUGGCAGUUGGAAAAUAUGGCGACAUGAUGGUUUCAGAUCCCGCAGAUGCCGAAGGCGACGUGGUGGUCAUCUAA